Molecule: messenger RNA, 1218 nt
Organism: Fusarium poae
Lineage: Eukaryota; Fungi; Ascomycota; Sordariomycetes; Hypocreales; Nectriaceae
Exons: 2
Coding region: 1-1218 (405 amino acids)
Source: RefSeq, a predicted model, not a curated record
AUGGCGACCGACAAGGAAGUUACGCCGUACCAUGAUCUCAUAACCACGUCCAAAGCCUACGACGUAGCCUGGCAACGAGAAACGGCGAGUCUCCUCGAAAACCUCAAUUUAGGCGGGAGGCAAUUACCAGGAAGCGCCUGGAGACGGCACCACAUGUUGGCUUGCCGUGUACUGAUUGCUCCUUAUGCACCGCACCUACUACCGUCAUACGCCAACGCAGAUGUCGGGGCACUUAUAGACUACAACGACGACGUACGCUAUUUCGAGGAAGAGGUUUAUCCUCCCGUUACUGAGGAGGUACUCGAUCACCACAUCGUUCGCGCCCAUGGGGCGUCCCUGGGAUCAGUGUGGUCUGCUUUGCAAGAAGUGAAACGACUACCUAUCACCCAGACAUCCAGCCCUGCGCCUUCGAUGCCUCCGCCUUCGAUGCCUCCGCCUUCGAUGCCUCCGCCUUCGAUGCCUCCGCCUUCGUCCCAACUGGCUCCCCCUCCCACCCAAGCUACUCCCACCGUACGACGCUCCGCCCGCAAUGUUGGUGUGACAUCACCUAACUACAGCCUCCACUACUCACCUUCCUCUGAUGCCAGUAUGGCUGGAAGUUCUCCUUCUCAAGCUCAAACGUCUUCUUCAGGGACCGCCUACACGUCCGAGGUCGCCGCAAAAGACCUAAAGACCGAAGAGCACUCCGUCCAUCUAAUCUCAUGUGCACUCCGUCACAUACUGAACAAUACGCAGCCACAGGUUACUCAGAAAGCGGUAGAAUACCGACAACGGGAACGACUGUCGAUGGACGCCGGCAGAAUCAAACUUCUGGCUGUCGAUGACGGAGGUUUACGACUACGCCAAGACAACGAUAUCCUCAACAGCCACGUGGCCGGUAUCGAAGCCAAGAGGGAGUGGAAACUUACCAGAGACAACAAACGAGUGAUUUCAGACGAAGCACUGGCCCAAAUGACCUAUGAGGCCAUCUUGGUAAGGAGCAAGCCUAGAAAUAGACCCUUCAGAGACAGUGUCAUAAUGAUCCACAUUGCUCGACACCACGUUUGGUUACUGGAAUUUCGCAUUACUCCCUCCUACAUGGCACAGUUGAGACUUGGAACAACUCCCGUGGAGUUUCUGAACGUGACCAUUACCCGGGAGAUGGACCUCGACAAGCCGGAGGGGCGUAAGGCCUUUGCUGCGAAUGUGAAGCACCUAACUGCCUCGGUGCUGAUGUGA